Molecule: messenger RNA, 854 nt
Organism: Eurytemora carolleeae
Lineage: Eukaryota; Metazoa; Arthropoda; Copepoda; Calanoida; Temoridae
Exons: 2
Coding region: 94-762 (222 amino acids)
Source: RefSeq, a predicted model, not a curated record
AUCAGAAAUUACAUUUAAAACGUUCAGUUUUACUCUCUACCUUCAGUUAGCAUUGACAAAGGUCAAGAUAAACAUAGAACUUCUGAAUUGAACAUGAACAAACUGAUUAUUCUGGGUCUUUUCCUCACCUCGACCAACUGCAGGUUUAUAAUAAUAGAUCCUCAGGAUAAAGAGAGUAUCAAGGACUCUACAAGUAUUCCUGAAGACAUGAAAAUGUUCCUGCUUAAUAAACUUCAGCCUCUAAACUAUAUGCAAACAGGACAAGGAUCUGACAUCGAAUCAGAAAACCCUGACAGUCAAAUCCCAAGACCUGACAUUCAAUCCCCCGUCGUUGACCUCACCAACUCCAGUUUUGACCUCCGGCUCCACCAGCCUCAAAACCAUUCCAACCCAUUCCCCCUAGAGGAAGAGGCUGACGAUUAUAAGAAUAUUUCUUCAGAUCAAAAAAUCACACUGCCCCCAAGUAACAAAGCAUCUAGAGAUAAUUCAAAAAUAAACUCUACUGAUGAUCAAUCAGACGAUAUUGUGGCUGAUGACACUGUCAACGAGGUCUCCACUGAUGAUGAUGAGAAGAAUCACCAUAAAUCAGCAAGAAUGCUUAUGGACUCGAUUGCCCAACCUAGUUCACUGGAGGAAGUGAUCCUCCGACUGAGGUUACUCCGGGAUGCAAAGAUUGCUAGGAAAAAGUUCCUCUAUCGGUUCAACAAAUUACACAGAAGGAAGGGGAACAGAUUUUCUCAAAUUCAUUCAAGAAAGUUGUAAAAAAUAUUUUUGCAUGUUGACACCGUGAAAGAACUAAAUGAUCUCAAUAUUUAUUAUUUAAUAGUUCGAAAUAAACAUUUUUGUGCAAAAUA